Messenger RNA from Oncorhynchus kisutch (coho salmon), 6106 nucleotides. RefSeq names its product WD repeat domain 35 (gene wdr35). The transcript is spliced from 28 exons. NCBI's taxonomy places the organism in Eukaryota, Metazoa, Chordata, Actinopteri, Salmoniformes, Salmonidae. The record is from RefSeq and is a predicted model, not a curated record. Gene Ontology annotation, biological process: protein localization to cilium; intraciliary retrograde transport; non-motile cilium assembly. Gene Ontology annotation, cellular component: intraciliary transport particle A; non-motile cilium. The coding region runs from base 308 to 3859 and encodes 1183 amino acids. Gene Ontology annotation, molecular function: protein binding.
GAUACCGAUGAAAGCGACGUCGAUGUUCUGCAACGAAAGCUGGCUUGUGAAUUUAGUUUAUGAAGGAAACCCAUAGUUAUGAGAUGCAAUAUAUUCUCACCUAUGAAUGUAUUUUGCGCGGAGUUUGCUAGCUAUAUUCUACAAUAGUUUGUUUGUCAACGGUGACUGAAUCUCCAGCUAGCUAACGUUACUUCCAUAAGCUAGCUAGCAAGUUGCUAUCGUUUGCUCUCUAACAUUGCUAGCUGGCUAAUGUUAGCUUUAGCAAGCACAUUCUAGUGAACGUGUGUUGGGUCACUUGGCAGCAACGAUGUUUAUUUAUCUCAGUAAGAAGAUUGCCAUCCCCAACAACAUACGGCUGAAGUGUGUGUCAUGGAACAAAGACCAAGGCUUUAUAGCCUGUGGAGGGGAUGAGGGUCUUCUCAAAGUCCUUAAGCUGGAGACACAGACAGACGAUGCCAAACUCAAAGGACUUGCAGCACCCAGCAAUUUGUCAAUGAAUCAGACACUUGAAGGCCACAGUGGUGCAGUCCAGGUUGUGACGUGGAAUGAGCAGUACCAGAAGCUCACCACGAGUGACCAGAAUGGUCUCAUUAUUGUGUGGAUGCUCUACAAAGGCUGCUGGUACGAGGAGAUGAUUAACAACAGGAACAAGUCCGUGGUGAGGAGCAUGAGUUGGAAUGCAGAUGGCCAGAAGAUUUGUAUUGUUUACGAGGACGGGGCAGUCAUUGUUGGAUCUGUAGAUGGUAACCGAAUCUGGGGGAAAGAGCUCAAGGGAAUUCAGCUCGCUCACGUGGCCUGGUCGCCAGAUAGCAAGAUCCUGCUUUUUGGGAUGGCCAAUGGGGAAAUCCACAUCUACGACAAUCAGGGAAACUUCAUUAUGAAGAUGACGGUCAGCUGUCUGCAUAACGUGACAGGAGCCAUCAGUAUCGCAGGGAUCCACUGGUACGCAGGGUCAGAGGGCUACGUGGAGCCAGACUGCCCCUGCCUGGCCAUCUGCUUCGAUAACGGACGGUGUCAGGUCAUGCGAUACGAGAGUGAUGAAAGCCCAGUGUUCAUAGACACACUGAUGAACGUGGCCAGUAUCCAGUGGAACCAGUGUGGCAGCGUGCUGGCUGUGGCAGGCUCCCUGAGGGGCAUGGAGAAGGAGGUCAACGUGGUGCAGUUCUACACCCCAUUCGGAGAGCAUUUGCGAACAUUGAAGGUACCUGGCAAGCAGAUGACAGAGGUUGCUUGGGAAGGGGGAGGACUGAGGAUUGGACUGGCUGUUGACUCCUACAUUUACUUUGCCAACAUAAGGCCCGAUUACAAGUGGGGCUACUGCUCCAACACAGUGGUGUAUGCCUAUACCAAGCCUGACCGGCUGGAGUACUGUGUGGUGUUCUGGGACACCAAGAACAACGAGAAGUUUGUCAAGUACGUCAAGAGCCUCAUGUCCAUCACCACGUCUGGAGACUUCUGCAUCCUGGCCACCAAGGCAGAUGACACACACCCACAGGAGGAUGCUGACGUAGAGUCGGGAAAUAAUGCCAUGUAUGUGCUGGUUCUCUGUAACUCCAUUGGGACCCCACUGGAUUCAAAAUACAUUGACAUUGAUCCUCUGUUCGUGACCAUGACUAAGACCCAUGUGAUCGCUGCAUCCAAGGAGGCUUUCUACACCUGGCAGUACCGCGUGGCCAAGAAACUAACUGCCAUGGAGAUCAACCAGGUGUCCAGGACCAGGAAGGAAGGUAGGGAGAGGGUUUAUCAUAUUGAUGAUAGUCCAUCUGGGACCACUGAGGGCCCCCUGGACUUUGCCAAGGCCUUCACUGCAACACGAGACCCCAUUUGUUGCAUCACAGCAACAGACAAGACACUGAUUGUGGGCCGUGAGUCUGGUACCAUCCACAAAUACAGCCUCCCUAACGUUGCUCUGGUGCAGAAAUACUCCUUGAACUACCGGGCCUACCAGCUCUCACUCAACUGUACCUCCAGCCGCCUGGCGAUUAUUGAUAUUUCGGGAGUGCUUACGUUUUUGGACCUGGAAGUGCGUUCGUCUUCGGAUGAUGGCUCUGGAAGCCAGGCGGGGACAGGCGACCCCUCCAAGUUUGAGCGUAAGGACGUCUGGGACAUGCUGUGGGCCAAUGACAACCCUGAUCUGUUUGCCAUGAUGGAAAAGACCAGGAUGUACGUGUUCAGGAACCUGGACCCAGAGGAACCCAUUCAAACGUCUGGAUACAUUUGCAACUUUGAAGACCUGGAAAUCAAAUCAGUCCUGCUAGAUGAAAUCAUGAAGGAUCCGGAGAGGCCGAACAAGGAUUACCUCAUCAACUUUGAGAUCCGCUCCCUCCGCGACAGCCGCGCGCUGAUCGAGAAAGUGGGCAUAGAGGACGCCUCCCAGUUCAUCGAAGACAACCCUCACCCCAGACUCUGGCGCCUAUUGGCCGAGGCGGCCCUCCAGAAGCUGGACCUGAAGACGGCUGAGCAGGCUUUUGUCCGCUGUAAGGACUACCAGGGCAUCGAGUUCGUCAAGAGCCUGGGCAACCUGCAGAGCGAAGCCAUGAAACAGGCCGAGGUGGCGGCCUACUUCGGCAGGUUCGAGGAGGCCGAGAGAAUGUACCUGGACAUGGAUCGCAGGGACCUGGCUAUCAGCCUGAGGAUUAAGCUGGGGGACUGGUUCCGCGUCCUUCAGCUCCUGAAGACGGGAUCAGGUGACUGUGAUGAUGCCCUGCUGGAGCAGGCGUACAAUGCCAUCGGGGACUACUUUGCAGACCGACAGAAGUGGGUUAAUGCGGUCCAAUACUACCUUCAGGGGCGCAACCAGGAGAGGCUGGCAGAGUGUUACUACAUGCUGGAGGAUUACGACGGACUGGAACGACUGGCUAGUUCUCUACCGGAGAACCACAAACUGCUACCGGACAUCGGCCAGAUGUUUGUCACCGUAGGCAUGUGUGAGCAGACGGUAAACGCCUACCUGAAGUGCAACCAGCCCAAGGCUGCUGUCGACGCCUGCGUUCAUCUAAACCAGUGGAACAAAGCUGUGGAGCUGGCCAAAAACCACAACAUGAAAGAGAUCAACUCUCUUCUGGCCAAGUAUGCCUCUCACCUGCUGGAGAAGAACAAGCCUUUGGAGGCCGUGGAGUUGUACCGUAAAGCCCAUCAUUUCCUAGAAGCAGCUAAACUCAUGUUCAAGAUAGCGGAUGAGGAGGCUAAGAGGAGGACCCGGCCAUUGAGGGUGAAGAAGCUGUAUGUGCUGGCAGCCCUGCUAGUGGAGAACUACCACAGCCAAGUGAAGACCUCCCAGCAGAACAAGGCCAAAGGGAAGACGUCAGAGGCUACAUCUGCUCUAGCUGGCCUGCUGGAGGAGGACGCCACCUCCUCAGACAACCGCAUGGUGGACAGCGCCUGGCGUGGGGCCGAGGCCUACCACUUCUUCCUGCUGGCUCAGAGGCAGCUGUACGAAGGCUACAUGGUGAAAGCCAUGAAGACAGCUCUCCACCUACGGGACUACGAGGACAUCAUCCCAGUGGUUGAGAUCUACUCCCUGCUGGCCAUCUGCUCAUCAGCCAACCGGGCUUUCAGUACGUGUUCCAGAGCUUUCAUCAAGCUGGAGUCCCUGGAGAGCCUGAGCCCUGAGCAGAGACAGCUCUAUGAAGACCUGGCUCUGGAGAUCUUCACCAAACACAGCCCCAAGAACAACCACAUGUCUGGACUGGACAACGCUCCUGAGGGGGCUGAGGGGAAGCUGCCCACCUGCAUCGUGACCGGCUGGACCAUCUCAGAGUACCAGUUCUGGAUGUGCAGCGUGUGUAAGCACUGUGCACUGGAAAACGAGAUUGGCAGCCACAACUUCUGCCCUCUGUGCCACAGCUCGCUGGCAUAAAGUCCAAGAUCUUUAUGUCAAUCAGUACUGCAAACUUUUGAGUUUCCAAGGAUAAGCCCCAAGAACAGGGCAGGUACGACGCAUACAUUGGCUCACACUACACUCAGGCUAACUAAAUACGGUGCCUUCAGAAUUCAUUUAUAGCCCUUGAUUUAUUCCACAUUUUGUUGUUCAAGCCUGAAUUCAAAAUGGAUUUUUAAAAAUUCUCACCCAUCUACACACAAUACCCCAUAAUGACGAAGUGAAAACUGGUUUUUAGAAAUGUUUGCUAAUUUAUUGAAAAUGAAAAAUAGAAAUAUCUAAUUUUACAUAAGUAUUUACACCACUGAGUCAAUACUUUGUAGAAUCACCUUUGGCAGUGAUUACAGCUGUGAGUCUUUCUGGGUAAGUCUCUAAGAGCUUUCCACAUCGGUACUGUGCAACAUCUGGCCAUUUUUUAUUUAUUCUUCAAGCUCUGUCAAAUUGGUUGUUGAUCAUUGCUAGACAACCAUUUUCAGGUCUUGCAAAUAGAUUUUCAAGUAGAUUGAAGUCAAAAUUGUACCCCGGCCACUCAAGAACAUUCAGUGUCUUCUUGGUGAGCAACUCUCGUGUAAAUUUGGCCUUGUGUUUUAGGUUAUCAUCCUGCUGAAAGAUUCAUUAAUCUCCCAGUGUCUGGUGGAAAGCAGACUGAACCAGGUUUUCAUCUAGGAUUUUGCCUGUGCUUAGCUCCAUUUCUUUUUUUUAUCCUGAAAAACUCCCCAGUCCUUAUCGAUGACAAGCAUACCCAUAACAUGAUGCAGCCAGCACUAUGCUUGAAAAUAUGGAGAGUGGAACUCAGUAAUGUGUUGUAUUGGAUUUGCCCCGAACAUAAUACUUUGUAUUCAGUACAAAAAGUUAAUUGCUUUGCCACAUGUUUUGCAGUAUUACUGUAGUGCCUUGUUGCAAACAGGAUGCAUGUUUUGGAAUAUUUGAAUUUCUUCUUUUCACUCGGUCAAUUAGGUUAGUAUUGUGGAGUAACUACAAUGUUUUUGAUCCAUCCUUUUCUCCUAUCACAGUCAAUAAACUAACUGUUUUAAAGUCUCCAUUGAACUUAUGGUGAAAUCCUUGAGCAGUUUCCUAGCUGUCCGUCAACUGUAUCUUUGUAGUGACUGGGUGUAUUGAUACACCAUCCAAAGUGUAAUUAUUAACUUCACCAUGGUCAAAGGGAUAUUCAAUGUCUGCUUUUUGAUUUUAAACCAUCUACCAAUAGGUGCCCUUCUUUGCGAGGCAUUGGAAAACCUCCCUUGGUCUCUGGUCUUUGUGGUUGAAUCUGUGUUUGAAAUUCCCUGCUCGACUGAGGGACCUUACAAAUAAUUGUAUAUGUGGGGUACAGAGAUGAUGUAGUCAUUCAAAAGUCAUGUUAAACACUAUUAUUGCACAUAGAGUAAGUCCAUGCAUCUUAUUAUGUGACUUGUUAAUCAAAGUUUUCCUCCUGAAAUGAUUUAGGCUUGCCAUAACAAGGGGGUGAAUACUUAUUGACUCAAGACAGCUGUUCAUUUUCUUUAUUGAUUUGUAAAAAUGUCUAAAACAUAAUUCCGCUUUGACAUGAUGGGGUAUUUUGUGUAGGCCAGUGACCCAAAAAUCUCAGUUUAAUCCAUUUAAAAUUCAACCUGUAACACAACUAAACGUGGAAAAGUCUAGGGGUGUGAAUACUUCCUGAAGGCACUGUAAUUCCGUCCUUAUUGUAAGUGUAUUGGAGAUCUGUGAAUCUGACAGAUCCAUGUCAGCCAGUCCAGUAGUCAGUACUUCAUUUGUUUUGCAUAACAAAUGUAUUGAUUAUGGAUUGGCAUGGGGUGUCAACAUGAUGGAGCUCUGUCUAUUAGAUAAAAUACUUCAAAUAGUAGCCUGAUACAGAACUCAAAGUGUUAUUAUAUUCAUCAAUUUAUUUAAACUUGUUUUCCAUUUAUCUAGCACUAAGGUUUCCAGGGUGUUUUUUAUGUUCAUGUGGUUUGCUACAGUUGUUUGUUGACAGUACAUAUCACACAUCUAUUUUUUAAAACUCUUAAGCAGUGAUGUUCUCUUAAUUUUAAAGGUUUUAAAGACUCAAAUGUUUUUGUGACAUGUCGACGCAUACACAUUUUGUGCAACUGGUUUCAUAAAACUGUUACUCUUAAUUUUUACUGAACAAAAUAUUGAAAAGGGACCAAUUUUAGUAUAUUGUCUUGACAUAAUUAAAUGGAAUGUCAUUUGAUAUUGAUAAAAAUGUAUAUUAAAUGAAAUAACAUACGA